Messenger RNA from Bursaphelenchus okinawaensis, 838 nucleotides. Lineage: Eukaryota; Metazoa; Nematoda; Chromadorea; Rhabditida; Aphelenchoididae. The record is from the annotation of a GenBank genome assembly.
AUGAGUAAAUUACAAUGGAUUAAAGGCGAUAUUACUAAAUUGAACGUUGAUGCAAUUGUGAAUGCUGCCAAUAAGAGUUUGCUUGGAGGUAAGGCUGGUUUUGAUCUGUUUUCUUUGAAUUUCAGAUUUCAACGUUGCUUUGCUGGGUCGGGAUGGUUCAAUAAACAUCUCCUAACAAUCUUUAACGUUUAGAAACAUAAAUGGCAGUAAUGUUUUAGGUGGAGGAGUAGAUGGAGCGAUUCACAGAGCCGCAGGGCCUCAAUUACUUGAAGAAUGUCGCACUUUGGGCGGUUGUCAAACUGGAGAAGCUAAACUGACCAAAGGGUACAAUCUGCCAGCUAAAUACGUUAUCCAUACUGUUGGUCCGAUUAUCAGUAGUGCUGUUAGUGACGGUAAACGUGAGGAUUUGAAGAAUUGUUAUUGGAAUUCACUCGAAUUGGCCAAGAAACAUGAUUUGAAGUCUAUAGUAGGUUUCGCUCAUGAUUAUUCGAGGUUCUUGUAUUCUUAUUUAGCUUCGAAUAAUAUUUUAUAGUGCUUCAAGGUCUUAUAUAAAGAAGGUCUUAUAUGUUAUUUUGAAAAAAAAAUUAUUUAUAGGCAUUCCCUUGCAUUUCCACAGGAGUCUAUUCAUUUCCUCAAGAUUUGGCUUGCGAUAUUGUAAUCGACACAGUUAAUGAUUGGGUCAACAAGAAUUCUGAUCAUAAAGUAAGUCUUUGAAAUUAUGUUAUUCUAGCUUUUUAGUAUCUUGUUAAUUUAAUUCUUUAAGAUAAAUGUGACCUUCUGCCUCUUCAAUCAAGAAGACAUUGACCUAUACCAAAAGAAGCUUGGACCAAGUGCCUAA